AUGUCGAAUCAGACGCCCACGUCUCCUUCACUCUCUGAUUCGGGGGAUGAUGAUUCUCUUAACACUGUUUUAAGUCCAAUAUCUCCUUUUGCACAUCUAGAUUUGGAAACUCCAAAGCCUCCGAAAACAAAAGCUUUGGGUAAACAUCUGACGGAAAACAACAAUGCCAUUAAUCAAGACGAGUUCUCUACCCCCACUGCUCGCCCAGAAAAAGGAAGAAGGGUAUUGAGCGAAGGAGAGGCCCCUCUACAAAGUGAAUCUGAAGAAACUCAUCAAUUAACCCCGCGAAGUCCAGGUUCUACCUCUAAUACUAGCUGGAUGCUAACGCGAGGAGGAUUGUUUGAUAGUCCUAUUUAUGAUCUAAAGUCUGUCACACAAAAUUCCAACUUAAUCGCUGAUCUAAGGGCGGUCCGAUCAAAGUUGGCGACCUUAGAGCAUGAAAAUGGACUCCUUUCAAUGCAAUUAAUGUCAGAAUCAAACCGUGAAGGUUGGGAAAAGGAUCCUUCGGACAUAGAUGCUUUAGCGUCUAGUGAAGAUUAUCAAUAUUUUCAAAAGAAGGUUUCAGAAUUAGAAUCAACCUUGUCAUCUAAGCAAUCUGAAGCUUAUGAGUUGUCAAGACAGCUCUUAAAUGUCACGCAAAGGCUUGACCAAAGGGAAAAGGAAUAUGAGACUGUAGUUCAAGAUGUGAAAAUGAUGAAGGAUAAGGUGGAUCACGAUCAAGUCUCAAAUUCUGACCUUCGCGCUGAGCAAGAAAGACUACAAAGACUAUUAGUCAGUUCGAAUAAUACGAUUGGGUCCUUGAGACAGGCAGAAACUAGCUUACGUAGCCAGUGCAAAGAUUUAGAAGAAAGAAUGUCAGCUUUGAACGAAUCAAAUUCCAAUAAGGAUGAAAUCAAAGCUUAUGAAGAGAAGUUGCAGGAUCUUUCCAAUCAACUCAAAUCAAAGGAACAUAUCAUUGAAACUUUGAGAGAAGACAAUCAAUCGUUCAAGGGUGCUUCCACGGACAAUUCUGAACUUGCCGAGAAAAACAGAAAAUUAGAAAAGAUCCUCAGAAGCUCUAUUUCUAGUUUAAAAGAAUCGAAAGAAGACAGUACGAGUAUGCAAAAGAAAAUUCGUGAUUUGGAAGGUCGUUCUAGCGAUUUGCAAUCUAAACUAAAAGCUCUGGAGGAUGAGACAGGCGAAUUUGAUUCUGUUAAGCGACAUCUUCAAGCUAGCUUAGAAGAAUCGAACCACAAGCUUUUGGAAAAGACUAAGAAUUUAACUAAUGCGAAUCAACAACUUCAGGGACUUGAAGCUCGUAUUACGGAUACCAAUAAUAACCUCAGUUCGAUCACAUAUGAGCGCGAUCAAAAUUCUUUGGAGAUCAAGGAUUUGCACAACAGGAUUACAGAAUUGCAGAACUUGGUUACUUCCUCUUCCAAGUCUCUAGAAAUGAGUCAAAGUACUACAGCGCAGAAAGAGGAUGAGUGUUCUAAACUAAAUUCGUUGCUUGAGAAAAAAGAACGCUUAAUAUCUGAAUCUGAGAAUGAACUUAUAAGUACAAAUCAGUAUAUUGAUACGUUGAAAGAUCAAGUUGCUAAGUACGAGGACAACAUCGAAAAUUUAACUUCAGAGUUGAACGAAAGAAGAAACGUUAUAAACAAGCUUGGGGAUGAAUAUAAAAGUUUAAGUGUAUCUAGAGAUGAAGAACGAGCUGAGAAGGAACAUGCUCAGAAGGCAGUUGGAGAUGUCCAAGAACUAUGUAAGGCAUUUCAAGAUAGAUUAAAGGAAUCAACCGUAAAUAUGCGGAACAUGGAAAAGCUGCUGGAAGAAUCUCAAAGUACAAAUAUACAUGAGGCUGAUGAUCUCAAAGAAGAACUAAAUGAGAUAAAAUCAUCUCUAAACGAAAAAGAUUCUUACAUUCAUCAUCUGAAUGAACAAAUUGCGUCUUUGGAGACAGACUUUAGUGACCUUCAAGUCAAAAAUGAAGCGCAAAAACAGAGUCAUGAGUCUCUAAAGACAAGUUUUGCAGAGUUACAGAAGAAAUUGAAGUACUCACAAGAAGUGAAUAAUGACAUGGAAAGUCAAAUCAAAACUCUUAGGGACUCUUUGUCCAAGCUAGACGAGACCGAAGGUUCUCUCAAAAGACUUGAAGAGCAUAAUCAGAAUUUAAGUGAUCAACUGAAUGGUUACAAGAAUCAAGUAGAAGAGAAAGAAAACUUAAGCAUUGCCCAUGAAGAUUUAAGAAAGUUGAAGGAUAAUCUUGAAAGUAAGCUUAAUUCCUGCCAAAGAUUAUAUGAUGAUUCACAGUCUGAAAUAUCUCAGUUGAAGUCUGUGAAUGAAUCUUUAGAGGCUAAGCACUCUACAUUUAACUCUUCUUUCGAAAAAAUUUCAGAUGAAUUGCAAAAUGUAAUAGAAAUGAGAGAUGAAACUUACAAAGACUAUUUCCGGCUUAAGGAAUGCUUGUCAUCUUUGACAGAAGAAUAUAAGGAGCUUUCAGUUGACUAUUCGGCAUUGAAGCAGAAAUUUCAAAAUUCUGAGGGGUUUAAUAAUAAUCUUCAGCUUACAUCCUCUAAACUUUCUGAGGAGAGUAAGCACCUCAAAUCUUCUCUUCAAAAUGUUUUCUCUUCCCUUUCGGAAACUAGAGUAGAGAUGAGUUCUUUGACUGAGGCUAAUUAUAGACUUCAAGGUGAGUUAGCUGUGUUGCGAAGCAAUCAUGAAGGCGUUACUAAUCAGCUUAAUUCUGAUCGAGAGAAGUUUAAUGAAACUAAUGGUCUGUACGAGUCCUUAAUACAAUCGGCUACAGAAACAGAGAAAAGCUUACGAGCCGAAAAAGACGAUAAUGAUGAAAAGGUUCACACAUUAGAACAAGAAAAGGAAGCUUUGUUUAAAGAAAAAGAAGAUUUAAACCAGAAAGCAUGCUUGCUGGCAGAAGAACUUGAAGAGAAUAUAAAGAAGUUGUCUAACUUGGAUGCUGUACACAACUCACAAGAGGAAGAAUUUAAGAUUUUAAAAGAUGAGCUAUCUGAAAAAUCGCAAAGUCUUGACCAGACUAUGGAGUUGGUAAAGCAUCUCAAGGAGGAGAAGUCUACGAGUGACAUAGAGUUCAAACAUAUCGUGUCUUCGAAAGAAAAUGUGCAAGAAGAACUAAUUACUUUGAAAGAAAAAUUGGUAACCUUAGAGCAGUCCUUGAAAGAUCAAAGUGCUGAGAAGGAAACUUUAAGUCAACAGCUCAUGAAAUCCCAAGAUAAUAUUUCUGCCCUAGAGAAAGAUCAAGAAAGUGUAUUGUUUGAGAAGAAUAAACUUCAAAAGCUUAAAGAUGAUACUGAGCAGGCCCUUAAUUCUGUCCAACAAUCUCAUUCUUUUCUAUCUGAAGAACAUCAUUUACUACGCGAUGAAUACCGAUCUUUGGAGGAUGCUUUUUCUAAGUUGAAAGAAUUGAAUCAGAAGUUGAUAGAAAAAAUUAGCUACGCUGAAGACUCAAGUAAACAGCUUGAAGAAAAGAAUGCCAUUAUGGAUAAUAAACUUUUGGUUGCUACAAGUCAAAUAACGGAGACAGAAGCUGCGAUGUCACAGAAAUGCAAAGAAUUUUCUGAGCUGCAGAACGAAAAAGAUUUCCUUAGUCAACAGCUCUCUGAGGCUGAAGAUUUGACUAAACAACAUCAAGAAAAGAAUGCCAUUUUGGAUAAUAAACUUUUGGAUGCUACAAGUCAAAUAACGAAGACGGAAGCUGCGAUGUCACAGAAAUGCAAAGAAUUUUCUGAGUUGCAGAACGAAAAUGAUUUCCUUAGUCAACAGCUCUCUAAGGCUGAAGAUUUAACUAAACAACAUGAAGAAAAGAAUGCUAUUUUGGAUAAUAAACUUUUGGUUGUUACAAACCAAAUAAGGGAGGUAGAAGCUGCGAUGUCACAGAAAUGCAAAGAAUUUUCUGAGUUGCAAAAUGAAAAAGAUUUCCUUAAUCAACAGUUCUCUGAUGCUGAAGAAAAUAUUUCUUCACUUCGUGAAGUUAUUGGUCAGUGUGAAAGUAAUAAGAAGGAAUUGUUGACAAAGAUUGAUACCCUAGGAAAAGACAAUGAUGAGCUGAACAGUCUGAAGAUAGCAUUCUGUGAAGCAUAUAGUUUUUUGAUCAAUUCAACCAAAAUUCUGCCUUCAGUUGAUGUUUCGGCAUCAAGUCUGAAAGAUCCAUCAGAAAUAAAGAAGGCGACUUCUGUAUUUAUAAAAUGCUUUAACGAUUUGAGUAGCAUGUUACAGAAGAAAGAGAAAGAGUUACAUGACAGCAAUCAAGGUGCUGACAAGCUAUCGAAUGACUUGAGAGACGUCAAAUCAGAUCUGGAUGCACUCACACAGUGUUUCAAUAAUACUCAAGAAGAUUAUAAUUCUCGUGAAAACAGUUUGCUUACCCAGCUAAGAGAAUUGAACUUGCAAGUUGAUUCACACUCGAAAUCAAUUGAAAAUGAUUAUUUGGAAUUACAAAGAAAGGACGAGUUUAUUGAUAACUUAAACCAAAAAAUAAGCAAUUUGCAAAGAGAACUGGAAAUCAGCAACGAGGAAGUUAACACUCAAAGAUCAGAUUCAGAAAAGAAACAAGCACUCGUAAGCGAGUUGACUGAAAAGGUUGAACUUAUAACCAAAGAAAAACGAUCGCUAUCAGAAGAGUUAACUAGCAUGAAAGAAAAAGUAAGCGAUAGAUUGUCCGCAACUAAGGAAGAGCUUCAUUCUGCUCUGAAGGAUCUGACAAAGAAAACCAAUGAAACUAAGGAAAUGAGUAUUGACUUGAAGAAUGUGAAAAAACAAAGUGAUGAACAUGUAAAAUUGAUUAAGCACUAUCAAGUUGAUUUGCGAAAAUCAUCGAAUACGAUAGAGCAGCAUUUAGCAACUAUUGUUUCCCUUAAAAAAAUAUUAUCCGAAAAUAAGGAAGAACUGGAAGCCUCUUCUAAGGAGACCAAUGCUUUAGUUCAAAACUUAGAAGCUGAGAAAGGAAGAUUUUUGGAGGAUUUGGAGCUAAAGCGUGCAUUGAUAACAGAGCAGGAUGAGAGGAUCGAAUCCCUCCAACAAUCCAAGGACAACUCUGAAAAUGAAAUGGCCACAUUAGAAGAGGAGUUUCAUACAUUGAAGGAUGCUAGCAAAGAGCAUGUCCAGAAAUUGCAGGAUACCGAGUACAAGGUAAAUAAUCUUCAAAGCUUACUUGAUAGAAGCAAUGAAGAGCUUUUAUUCAAAGAGAAGCAACUUAAAGAAUUACAGUCUGUUCAAGAAUCAUUGACUUCUGUCCAAAAUGAGUUUAAAUUAAAAUGCAGUAAUCUAAGCUCGUUAGAGGACAUUUUAACAGGAACGCAAGCACAUAACACAGAGCUCGAAGGAGAAGUCAAACGUUCUAUGGAGAGAAUUAAGAGAAGAGAUGAUCGUUGUGACCAUUUGGCUUCCAAAGUAAAGAAACUACAUCAGCAAUUAAGUCAACAGCAUGACACAUUUUUCGAAGCCGAACAGAAGCGUAUCUUGCAAUUGAGCAACCUGAAGGACUUCGUAAAGAAGCAGGAUAAGCACUUAAAGAAGCUUGCUCAGAAACAGGACGAAUUGAUUCCCAGAAGCACUAUAUUAGUCUACGAGUCUUAUAUAAAGGAUAUUGAGAAAGAAAUUAUAAUUCUUCAAGAACGUUUGAAUUCUCUAGAGUUAUCGCAGCAAGUACCGAGAGGAUUAUUUAGGUUUUUUGGGGGAAGGACCAACACGUUCGAACCAGAAGUUAUGGAAGUCUUCAAACGACAACUUGGAAAGUUACAAAACAUUGUUGGCCCUAAAUUUUCUGAUAAGUUCAAAGAAGAUUUAGAUCAUUGUAUAAUCGACGAAAAGAAUCGUCAAGCUGCAUAUUUUGAUUAUAAGCAAAAGGCUGACCAUUUAGCAGAAUGUCUUCAAGCUUUGCAGUAUGCUUUAGACAGGGAGAUUAAUUUUAAGAAGUCUUUGGCAUUAUGGAAAACGGCAUGCUAUGAUGGUUUGAAAAAGUAUUAUCCUGAAGUACAAUUUGAGAAGUUGCUCGAUGGUUCUCAUGAUAACGAAGAAGUUAGAAGGCCAUCCCUGCGGUCAGUUUUCCUGUGUGUCAUGUCAUUACAGCGCUUAAGAUGCUUAGGAGAAAAUCAUUCUUACUAUGGAAAAACUAUUAAAAGUAUUGCCUAUUAA
Molecule: messenger RNA, 6147 nt
Organism: Schizosaccharomyces osmophilus
Lineage: Eukaryota; Fungi; Ascomycota; Schizosaccharomycetes; Schizosaccharomycetales; Schizosaccharomycetaceae
Gene: spo15
Product: mitotic and meiotic spindle pole body protein, gamma tubulin complex linker-related Spo15
Exons: 1
Coding region: 1-6147 (2048 amino acids)
Source: RefSeq, a predicted model, not a curated record